This is a messenger RNA of Culex pipiens pallens (northern house mosquito), 2121 nucleotides long. RefSeq lists its product as uncharacterized. NCBI's taxonomy places the organism in Eukaryota, Metazoa, Arthropoda, Insecta, Diptera, Culicidae. The transcript is spliced from 2 exons. The record is from RefSeq and is a predicted model, not a curated record. Bases 1 to 2121 code for a protein of 706 amino acids.
AUGCAUCCGAUCCGCCUCGCGAGCAGCGACGUUGCUGCAGAGUACAGUCGGAAGCUCGACGAGCGGAUCAACGAGGACGCGCCUACGGGUAACCUGGACGAGCAAUGGGGAGCCCUCCAGAGCAUCGUCAACACAACGGCUACCGAAGUGAUCGGCACGACCAGAGGACGCAAACCCAAAGGGUGGUUUGAUGCGGAGUGCCAGCGAGUGACGGACGAGAAGAACGAGGCCAGGAAGCGUAUGCUCGUUAAGGGUACGCGCCGAAACUGUGAGCGAUACAGUGAGUUGCGAAGAGCAGAGAAACGAAUCCACCGCCGAAAAGAACGGGAGUACGACGAAACGGUACUUGCCGAAGCGGAAGCACAGUACAACGCGAACGAUAAGCGGAGGUUUUACGCGACUGUCAACGGUGUAAGAAGGAAAACCACGCCUUCCCCUGUGAUGUGCAACGACACGGAAGGCAACCUGUUGACAGACAAGACUGCGGUGGCGGCUAGGUGGAAGGAGCACUUCCAGCAGCUGUUGAACGGUGAAGCACGAGAGGGAAUCGUCGAGGACAGGAUACACGUUGAGGAAGAUGGAAAAGCUGUGGACCCGCCUACGUUGGAGGAAGUAGCUAAGGCUGUUAAAGAGCUCAAGAACGGGAAAUCCGCGGGAAAGGACGGACUUCCGGCCGAACUUUUCAAGCACGGGAGUACGCGGAUGACCGAGAUUCUGCACCAAAUCAUCCUACGCAUUUGGUGCGAAGAACAGCUUCCGACCGACUGGUUAGACGGGCUCGUCACCCCAAUCUACAAGAAAGGGCAAAGACUCGAUUGUGCCAACUAUCGAGGCAUCACAAUCCUCAACGCAGCGUACAAAGUACUCUCCCGCAUCCUGUGGAGCAAGCUGAGACCGAUGACCGAGACCUUUGUCGGCGAAUACCAGUGCGGUUUUCGAGCGGGUCGGUCAACGACGGAUCAGAUGUUCACACUGCGACAAAUCCUCGACAAGUUCCGGGAGUACAACCUGCAAACACACCAUUUGUUCAUCGACUUCAAGGCGGCGUACGAUUCGGUCAAAAGAAACGAACUUUGGAAGAUUAUGGUAGAACACGGCUUUCCGGCGAAGCUUAUAAGACUGAUUCGUGCAACGCUCGACGGAGCAAAAUCAAGCGUGCGAAUAGCCAACGAGACAUCUGAAGCUUUCGUUACGUUGGAUGGAUUGAAGCAGGGCGAUGCUCUCUCGAACUUACUGUUCAUCAUAGCGUUGGAGGGUGCUGCGCGAAGGGCAGGCGUGCAAAGAAACGGAACACUCAUCACUAAAUCGCACAUGCUGCUUGGAUACGCUGACGACAUCGACAUCAUUGGUAUCGACCGUCGUUCAGUGGAGGAGGCGUUCGUCCCUUUCAAGCGGGAAGCUGCGAAAAUCGGACUGACCAUCAACACUGCCAAGACCAAGUAUCUGGUCGCUGGCAGAGCGCGUGGCAGUGCAGGUGAUGGUGUUUCGGAGGUGGAAAUAGAUGGAGAAAGAUAUGAGGUGGUGGAUGAAUUUGUAUAUCUUGGUACACUCGUGACGUGCGACAACGAUGUGAGCUGCGAAGUGAAACGGCGGAUUAGUGCUGCAAACAGGGCCUUCUACGGUCUUCGUAGCCAGCUAAGGUCCCGCAGCCUAAGGACGCCUACGAAAAUCACGCUGUACAGGACCUUGAUACUCCCUGUAGCUCUUUACGGUCACGAGUCGUGGACGCUAAAGGAGGCUGACCAGAGAGCACUUGGGGUCUUCGAGCGGAGAAUCCUGCGUUCUAUCUUCGGCGGCAAGCAAGUAGGAGACCGGUGGCGCAGGCGCAUGAACUUCGAGCUGUACCAAGACUACAAACAUGCUGAUAUCGUAAAAGUCAUCAAGCACGACAGGCUGAAGUGGGCUGGACAUGUAGCCAGAAUGUCGGACGAGCGGGCGGCUAAAACGAUAUUCAGUAGCGAACCUGGACGGGGUCGUCGGCUUCGUGGAAGGCCUCGUACGCGUUGGCUGUGUGCAGUCGACGAAGAUGCAAGAGCGGCCAACAUUGUGGGCGACUGGAGACGAGCGGCCCAAGAUCGAGCAUCCUGGAAAUCUUCGAUUAGUUCAGCGUUGGGUCGAUAG